AUGCAUGAUAUUAGACUGGGGGCAUCGAGAGGUGGAGAAUCAAAUUUGGGGUGGAAGACCUAUGAUGAACAAUCUAGACUUCGCUGCAGUGUCGACCCCUCCAUAUCAUGGUCUAAAGUAGACUAUGAGUUGUGGCUGAUGUUUAUGGCCUCGCCAUCACUUCAACCACCAGUGGUACCGUUUCAAGAAGCUGGCACCAGAGGCAAGCAGCAUGCCAGAGCCUAUCUCAGUAGAGUUAGUCAACAUGAUUUACAGAUUCAGGUGAAAAAGUUGCUAGAUGCAUCUAUCUCUAAGAAUACCAAGGCAUCAUAUGAAACAGGGCUAAAAUCAUUCUAUAGUUUUCGUAAGGAAUUUGGUUAUGGUCAAUUGUGGCCUCCUUCACUCUAUGAUAUUGUACAGUUUAUUGCUUAUUUGUCUUGUAAAACUUGUUCAUAUGCCACUGCCAGAACCUACCUGUCAGCCAUUAGUUUUCAAUGCAAAAUUCAAAAUUUGGCAGAUGUAACACAAAAUUUCUUAGUGGGUAAACUGCUGGAAGGUAUGAAGAGGAUGAGCAGGUCAACUGAUGCUCGGUUGCCCAUCACAUUACAGCUCCUUACGAAAAAUUUUCAAGUAAUUGUAGAAUCUCCUGAAGUUAAAGUGUGGUGUGUAGGUUCAUCCAUAAUCAAAAGUGCUAUGAGGGAGUCACUAGACAGACCAGGGGGGACAAGUCUAGGACUGGACAGAUUAAACAUGAAUAUCUGGUGGCAGGGAUAUUCAGGUUUGAAGUUACUUAAGUUAAAUAAAAAACUAAAUUGGCUUAAACAUUUUGAAGAAGCACCAGACAUCAUGGUAAUUCAUUGUGGGGGGAAUGAUAUUGGGUCUUUAGAUCUUUACACGCUCCUCUCCAAAAUCAGGUCACAAUUACAGUUGACUAAGACUCAUUUUCCACAGUCAACCCUUGUUUGGUCACAAAUCCUCCCACGUUUAGAAUGGAGACAUUCUGUGGAUAGUAAAGCCAUGGAGAGAUGCCGGAUUAAGGUGAAUAGUAUUGCAGCUUCCACUGUGUUAAAGUUAGGUGGUUGUUACAUCAAGUACCCAGACUUAAUCCAUAACAUUUCUCAGUUUUUGAUGCCUGAUGGGGUCCAUCUUAAUGAGAUGGGUAAUUCCAUCUUCCUAAAUACUCUACAAGGGGGGAUUGAAUUCUUCAUUUUAAAACUAGGGCGGGUAUAUCCCGAUGGUUUCAGUUAG
Ostrea edulis (European flat oyster) is the source of this 1227-nucleotide messenger RNA. RefSeq lists its product as uncharacterized. Gene Ontology annotation, molecular function: DNA binding. Gene Ontology annotation, biological process: DNA integration. The transcript is spliced from 3 exons. The record is from RefSeq and is a predicted model, not a curated record. Lineage: Eukaryota; Metazoa; Mollusca; Bivalvia; Ostreida; Ostreidae. Bases 1 to 1227 code for a protein of 408 amino acids.